GGGGCCGGGCGCCUGAGCCUGGUUCCCGAGGCGCGGCGGCCGCGGCUGGGGGCGGGGAGGGGGGCGCAGGACCCCAGGCGGGGGUCCCGGAGCCGGAGGGCCAAUUCCCGUCCCCCCAGCAGCAUGGCUUCCUGUGCUGAGCCCUCUGCCUCGGGGCCUGAGCCCACUGCCCCACCGCCUGCUGGGGUCCCACCACUCGAGGACUUCGAGGUGCUGGAUGGGGUGGAAGAUGCAGAGGGCGAGGAGGAGGAGGAGGAGGAGGAGGAGGAGGAAGACCUGAGUGAGCUGCCACCACUUGAAGACGUGGGGCGGCCUCCACUGGAGGAGGCCGAGCAGCCUGGGGCCCUGGCCCGAGAGUUCCUGGCCGCCAUGGAGCCUGAGCCCGAGCCCGCCCCAGCCCCGGAUGAGUGGCUGGACAUCCUGGGAAACGGGCUGUUACGGAAGAAGACGUUGGUCCCAGGCCCACCCGGCUCGAGCCGCCCAGCUAAAGGCCAGGUAGUCACUGUACAGCUGCAGACCUCGCUGGAGAACGGCACUCGGGUGCAGGAAGAGCCAGAGCUGGUGUUCACUCUGGGCGACUGUGACGUCAUCCAGGCCCUGGAUCUCAGCGUUCCACUCAUGGAUGUGGGGGAGACAGCUAUGGUCACUGCUGAUUCCAAGUACUGCUAUGGCCCCCAGGGCAGCAGGAGCCCGUACAUCCCCCCACACGCGGCCCUGUGCCUGGAGGUGACCCUGAAGACUGCUGUAGAUGGGCCUGACCUGGAAAUGCUCACAGGGCAGGAGCGUGUGGCUCUGGCCAACCGGAAGCGGGAGUGUGGCAAUGCCCACUACCAGCGGGCCGACUUCGUGUUGGCUGCCAAUUCCUACGACCUCGCCAUCAAGGCCAUCACCUCUAGCGCCAAAGUGGACAUGACAUUCGAGGAGGAGGAGCAGCUCCUGCAGCUGAAGGUGAAAUGUCUGAACAACCUGGCAGCAUCACAGCUGAAGCUGGACCACUACCGAGCCGCACUGCGCUCCUGCAGCCUUGUGCUGGAGCACCAGCCCGACAACAUCAAGGCUCUCUUCCGCAAGGGCAAGGUGCUGGCCCAGCAAGGGGAGUACAGUGAGGCCAUCCCCAUUCUGAGGGCAGCCCUGAAGCUGGAACCUUCCAACAAGACGAUCCAUGCAGAGCUUUCAAAACUGGUGAAGAAGCACGCGGCCCAGAGGAGCACAGAGACCGCCCUGUACCGGAAAAUGCUGGGGAACCCCAGCCGGCUGCCUGCCAAGUGUCCUGGCAAGGGUGCCUGGUCCAUCCCCUGGAAGUGGCUGUUUGGGGCGACUGCUGUUGCCCUGGGGGGCGUGGCUCUCUCCGUGGUCAUCGCUGCCAGGAACUGACCACCCAGGUGGCCACCACCCCCUUGCACACCAUGGACCCCACCCCGCGCUCCCUAACUUCCCCAGGCUCCCUGUCCACUGCCCUGUCUGAUCCAGGCCCCUCCUCUGGGGCGGGAGCAGUGAGGUGUGGGGGCCACAUGGCCCCAGUGAGACAGGAGGGACUAUGGCCCUAUAGGAGGAAAGUGAGGCAGGGCCCGGGCUUCAAGUCCAGCCCAGAGGGAGGGGACCCUCAUUCCUCCAGACCCAAUUCCCAUCCCCACCCCCAUCCCCUUGGGUUAGGUCUCAACAGAGGCCAGCCUCAGUUUCUCCUUCCCAACAGGCCUGGGGGCAGCCCUUCCCCAACCCAGUCCCUGUCCAAGCGUCAAUCCCCACCCACACCGCCUGCUGCCCUCUGUCCAGGUUCUCCCUCCCACUCCUUCAGUGAAAUAAAGCCUCCUACCCCGCA
Messenger RNA from Lutra lutra (Eurasian river otter), 1819 nucleotides. RefSeq names its product FKBP prolyl isomerase 8 (gene FKBP8). The record is from RefSeq and is a predicted model, not a curated record. Gene Ontology annotation, molecular function: peptidyl-prolyl cis-trans isomerase activity; protein binding. Lineage: Eukaryota; Metazoa; Chordata; Mammalia; Carnivora; Mustelidae. Bases 124 to 1374 code for a protein of 416 amino acids. The transcript is spliced from 9 exons.